AUGAGCGGUGCGGCUCCCGGCCGGCCCCGCUGGGCGCGGGUGUCCCGUCUCGUUUCCUUCAGCGCGACCCACCGGCUCCACUGCAAAUCUCUGAGUAAUGAAGAAAAUUUGAAACUGUUUGGAAAAUGCAACAACCCAAAUGGUCAUGGGCACAAUUACAAAGUUGUGGUGACAGUACUUGGAGAGAUCGAUCCUGUUACAGGCAUGGUUAUGAAUUUGACUGACCUCAAAGGAUAUAUGGAGGAGGCAAUCAUGAAACCCCUUGAUCAUAAGAAUCUGGAUUUAGAUGUACCAUACUUUGCAGAUGUUGUAAGCACAACAGAAAAUGUAGCUGUGUAUAUCUGGGAAAACCUCCAGAAAUUUCUUCCUGUGGGGAGUCUUUAUAAAGUAAAAGUAUAUGAAACUGAUAAUAAUAUUGUAGUCUAUAAAGGAGAAUAG
Messenger RNA from Pipistrellus nathusii (Nathusius's pipistrelle), 438 nucleotides. NCBI's taxonomy places the organism in Eukaryota, Metazoa, Chordata, Mammalia, Chiroptera, Vespertilionidae. The record is from the annotation of a GenBank genome assembly.